Molecule: messenger RNA, 2780 nt
Organism: Wasmannia auropunctata (little fire ant)
Lineage: Eukaryota; Metazoa; Arthropoda; Insecta; Hymenoptera; Formicidae
Product: segmentation protein even-skipped
Exons: 5
Coding region: 287-1651 (454 amino acids)
Biological process (GO): regulation of transcription by RNA polymerase II
Cellular component (GO): nucleus
Molecular function (GO): DNA-binding transcription factor activity, RNA polymerase II-specific; RNA polymerase II cis-regulatory region sequence-specific DNA binding
Source: RefSeq, a predicted model, not a curated record
AGUAGUAUCUGUAGCUCCCAUAGUCGAAGCACAUCACAUGGCUUCGUGGUGCUAAACGGACUCCAUAUAAAAAUAGAGAAAGACAAGUUUCGUGCAUGUUGUGAUCAGUGACUUAUCUUUUUUUUAUUUUUUUUUCUUUACCGACUAUACCUUUCUCAGAGAAAAAUCGCGAAGUGUCAUUGCAUUCCAAGUGGUGCAGUACAGGAUUUCAGAUAAGAGAAAAUAAAGCACGUAUAAACGGCAUUAUUGCUUCUUGUGGCACUGUCGCGGCACGCUGCAGCUUGGAAUGGGGAAAGCAGUACCGAGAUCUGGACUCUGUGACGAGAUGAGAAAUCAUUUUGACGAGGACACCAGCCCGGACAACAAUACGGAGGAGGACAACAUUGUUGUUGAUCAAAUGAACACGCCGCGCAAUUCGCACGCCGACAUUGGUGAUCCACAACCGUCGACCUCGCGUCUCAAUCAACAUCAGCAUCAGCAACCGCCUCAACAACAGUCUCAGCAGCAACAGCAGCAGACGCCAAUCCCCCCCAUAGAUCCUAACGUCAGGAGAUACAGGACUGCCUUUACGAGAGAACAACUAAAUCGACUGGAAAGAGAAUUUACCAGAGAGAAUUACGUGAGCCGGCCAAGAAGAUGCGAGUUGGCAACGCAGCUUAAUUUGCCAGAAUCUACGAUUAAGGUAUGGUUUCAAAACCGAAGGAUGAAGGAUAAGAGGCAGCGGAUGUCCCUGUCGUGGCCCUUCCACGUCGCGUAUUCGGAUCCAGCGCUAGCGGCGACGCUGCUCGCGGCUGCUUCGGCUGGCACGCUUCCGCACAUGAGCUACCCGCCGAUCCCUACGUCGAGUCUACCGGCGACGGCACACUUGGCCCCCUCGGCGACGACGUACUCGAGCGCGGCCGCGAGCGCGGUUGCUUAUUACGGCCGUUAUGGUUAUCCAAUGAAUUCGGUCACCGCGCUCCACCGGCCACACGUACGUCCCAUUAACGCGCCGUAUCCGCCACCCCCGCAUCUGCUGCACUCGCACGGGUCAGUGCCGUCACUGCACAUCCUGGGUAUGCCGAACAUCGCCGCCCCCGCCUUUCCUCCCGUAAGCAAUCCUCCGCCAUCCUCCAGUACCAUUACGUACCGGCCGACGUUACUCGAGGAACUUAGCCCGGUCAACUCCGACACCUCCAGCGAGUGCGAUUGCGGCGCGGUCCCCGGCAAUCAGAUGACGCGUUUACAGUCACCGUCGCAUCACUCGACCCAGCAGCUGCCGCAUCCGCAUUCUCAUCAUUCGCAUCACGCGCAUCGCGUGAACGCGUCCAUCACGCCAACGUUGGUGCCGCAGCGAGACAGACUCGGCAGUGGCGAGCAGGUGAGAUUGAACGGUAUGAGUGUGCCGGUCGUCACAGUACUGCCGUUUGAAAACAACGCGAGCACCCCGUACAAUCAUGUGGCGAUCCCUUCAACAUCGGGGAUAUCGUCCUCAUCACCGCCCUCGUCGUUGAGCAAGCCUGAGCAGGAGCAAGAGCAGCAACAGCACCUUCAGCAGCCGCAACAGCAGCAGCAGCAGCAGUCGCCGCCGCAGCCACCACAACCCAAAUUGUUUCAGCCGUACAAGAACGACACGCCAGAUGAUAAGCCGGAUCAAAACGGUAGGAUGUAAAAUAAAACAAUGAUAAGAUAUGAUCGCAUCUUAUCAUAUGCGGCUGUGGUUGUGACUAUGAUUGCUAUAAUCGGCGAUGCAGACUGCAAUCGUAUGUGUACGUAUCUGUAUCUAUAUACAUAUAUCUAUAUACACUCGCGCGCGCGCAAACACACACACACACACACACACACACAUAACACACGCUGUCCCCAAUUAUACAUCCCGUUUGUUACGUUGUAUAUUACACAGCCAUUCUUCAUGCGUUUGUUACGCACGUGAUGGAGAGAUGUACAUUUGUAUGUAUAUACACAUGUAAGAUAGUAAUUUUUUUAUUCACGAAUAUAUUUUAUGUAGGCUUUUUAAUAAUAGUUUAAAAUUUUUUAAUAAUUAAGGACAAUGGGAAUCGGAAUAAUUGGGGAAAAUGCGUGUGCUUGAUAAAAUCGUGAUAUGUUCAGCGGGUUCUGUUCUAAGAUUCACGCUGACGCGUAAGCUUCAAGAGUCUCUUAGAUCUUACUAUGCGUACAUCUCCACGAUCCGGAUUUGCACGCCUGCACAAUCAAAUUUUCACAUCGCUUCUUGAAGUAUCAUGAUUUGACGUAAUAUAUAGCGUGUACAUACAUGACAUACACCUAUUAAUUAAUCUUCUGUAAGGAUAAAUUAAUCCAUUUGAAGAUAUACAUUUAUAAAUUUAUUACAAUGAGAUGAAUGUGUGUGUUAAUGAUAGUUUGUGUAUAUGCAUGUGAGAAAAACAUGUGCCAGAUCAAAAAUUUAUUUGUAAAUAAAUGUUAUAAAAAAAAUUUCGACUUAAAAAAAAUGUAAAAGAGAUGAAAAAGAGAAAUCGCAGAAAGCAAAGUGAAAAGAGAACAAAUAAAUAUUAUGUAUAAAUAUGUAUUUUAAUAUUUAUGAUAUAAUGAGCUAUUGAGCAGAAUUUGGUUGAAAACAUUUCUUGUUCAGGUGAACAUAUGAAUAAGUUUAUAAUACAUGUUUUUAUACAUUUCUUUAUAUUUAUUUGUAAUAUACAUACACGUGCGGACGUGCGUGAAUAUAUGUAUAUGUAUGUACAAUAAAUAUAAAGAUUCUCAUUAUCCAUCUACCAAUUUCUCUUCGAAUAUAUGCUUAAUAUAUUUGUACAUAUAUCUAUAUAUAA